AUGGAGGUCGACUCGGCCGAGCACGAUGAGCUGAUCGAUGCAGUGGGCAGGGCCGCUCGGCUCGAGCUGUUGGUCCCGGCUGGGAGCGUCACUGUGGAGCUCAGCGCCAAUGACAGGCGCCGUUGGCCAGAGUGGGUGCAUACCGCCCAGUCCCGAGAGCCUUUUUACAAGGUCGAUCUCGUGGAGGCCAGCUCCCCCGCUCUCGCGGAGGAGAUGGGGAAGCUGGUCAAGAAGGGCGCCCUGUACGUGCGUUGCUGCCGCAGCGCCACCUCCGAGUGCAAGGUGCUGGGCCCGGCUGGUGCGGCCACGAUCCAUUGCGGCGAGUUCCGGCUUUGGCCUGCCGACGGCGGGAGCGCCGACCAUCCUCGGGACGGCCCGCCCUCGAAGAAGCCGAAGGCCGUGGACGCGCGGUUAGAGCAGCCGCCAGCCCCUGACCAUGCAGGGGGGCAUCGCGUCGGGGAGGCCUUGGCCACGGGUCGUCCUGCCACGGCCCCUCCACCCAGGGAUCCGGCGAUGGCACGCGUGGCUGAGCUCAGGGAUAAGCUGGCGGCUGUGAGACGGCGGGCCGGUCACGGGCCCGAGGCUCCAGGGGAAGGUGGUGGCCGGUCGGCUGCUUCCUCGGGGCUCCACUUCUCCAUCGACCCUGGUGGCGCCGGGGCUGCUGGGCCAGGUGGGCCUGACCGUGAGGAGCGCAGGAAUGACGAGGAGGGGGGGCGCCUCGCCGAGGAACUGAAGGCGAAGAUCAGGGAGCUGAAGGGGCCCACGUCGGUCCACGAUCGUUUGAUCGAGAGGGCCAUUGAGCGGGCCGGCAGGCAGGGUAGGAAGGCCCGCGACAGGCCGCUCGUGGACACGCACCUCACGGCCGUGCUCCUGCCAGCCUCGGGGGACCGCGGGCUGCGGAACACGCGCGAGCUGAAGACGCUUGCGCUCGCGAUCGACCACUUGCUGUCCGGACGCAUCUGCGAGGCCGGGGACCUCUUGGCCCAGAGGUUCCGCGCCGUGGAAGCGUCGCACCAGGAGGGCUGGGCGGUGGCCAGGCACCUCGAGGUAAUUGGGGACACGGCGGUCCCCAGCCUGACGGAUCGCGAGAGAGAGGUGGCCGUGCGGCAGGAGACCGAGGAUCGGAAGUUCAAGGACUUGGUCGCCAAGGCCAAUGGCGAGGCCUGGCUAGAGACUCGGCCGGGCUGGCGACUGUGGCGGGUCGCCGGCCUUGAGGCAGCAGGCGGAGGUCCAGGGCGCCCGCCAGCCAUGAAGAGGCGCAGUCCAUGGUUUCUGCACCUGCUCGCGCAGAAGGUCGACUAUUUCCUGGACCUGGACGCGGUCGUACCGUGCGAGGAUUGGGCUGCGAGCCUCAAGUCCGCGCGCGUCGCCUAUGACGGCAACGCCGUGGAGCGGGCCCAGAGGCUCUCGCGGCCCCAGGCGCUUCCGGGGUUGCCGCGCCCCGAGAACUGCGCAAGCAUACCAGCUGAAGAGAUAGCCGAGGGCGUCGUCAAGGAGUUCCUGGAGAACCCGCGCCGUUGCCUGCUGGACUUGGACGCCCUGGAGGCCCCCCCGACGGCGGGGGCGGUCCUGAUCCAGCCUGGCGAGGACCUCGUCAUCGCCAAGGACGUGCUCCGUUUCGUUAUGAACUUGACCGCCUCCAACAGCGCGCAGGAGCUAGCCUGGAGCUGGCUGGACUUGAAGGGGCGUUUCUACUUGUUCCGUUCGCGGCGGACCUGGGCCCCCCUGUUCGCUUUCAAUUGGCAUUGCGAGGCGUCCGAGCUCGGGGUGCCUGGGCAUGGCCGUCGCUGGCUGGCCUCUGUCACCUUGCCAACGGGAUGGAAGUCCGCAAUGGGGAUGGUGCAAUACUUGCAUCGCAAGCUCCUCAUGCGGACGGGAGCUCCAUCAAGGGCCCUCCCCGCCCCGAGGGAGCUCUGGAAGGACCGCGCGGUUCCGCCUUUACUGCCAGGCGGCGGCGAUAUGUCAGCGCUGUGGCAGAUCUACGCGGACGACCUCGACGUGCCGACGUCCGCGGAGAAGGCGGGCGACAGACUGCAGAUCGCCCGAAGGCUGGGUGCGCGGAUCGAUGGAGCGGCUGGCGCCGUUAGCCCGGACGCCAGGCGGAUCGGCCGCAUCAUCGGCGCCAAGGACUUGCAGGUGCUGGGUGGCCAUUGGACGCAUCUGUUCCAGUUCCGCCGGGAGGCGUCGAGCCUUCUGGCCCACUUCUGGCCGCUGCUGGCGACGGCGCUUCGGCGUCGGAAGGUCGCGGCCACGGAGCUCGUGAGGACCGAGCUGUGGCUGUGCGUUGUUCACCUGCCGCUUCUCGCUAUGUCUCUCAGGUCGGCUAUCGACCCUGUCGCCACGGCGUCCGACGCCUCCGAGCAGGGCGGGGGCGUUUGCGCAUCCCGGGGCCUCACGCCCACCGGGCGCCUGGACGUCGUUCACGACCGCGCGCUCCUCGCUCGAGGCGCGACGGACGGCCCGGACUUGGCUAGCCUCUGCGAUGGGAUCGGCGGCGCAAGGCAAGCCCUGCACCUGCUGGGGGUCACACCCGCCAUGUAUUGCAGCAGCGAGGUGGACGACGCGGCCCUCAGGGUCAUCCGGGCGCGCUGGCCCGAAGCCGUGGAGCUCGGCGGCAUGGGAACUAUCUGCCAGGCCACUUUCGACCCGUUGGCCAGGAAGUUUUGCAACCUGUCGUUGAUCGUGGUCGUGCUGGGUGCCCCCAGCCAUGCCCCGAGCCCGCUGUUCAGGUUCGUCGAGGUGGUGGCAGCGGCGCGGCGUGCGUUCGCAUACUGCGAGGUCAUGUGGCUCGUGGAGUCAGUGCCCGACAUGGGGGCGCAGUCGGAGGAGCAGUUUUCGGGCCUUCUGGGCCAGCGUCCGCUCUACCUGCGCCCGGGGAAGAAGCGCCCUCCGCAUAGGCUGGCCGGUUGUGCGGACUGCGACCUGGACACGUUGGCACGGUGGCAGGCCGAUGGCAUGCGGCACCCGCCCUGCCAGUACAAGCCGGCCAAUUGCGUCUGGCAGUGCAGGCAGGGGGCAUCAGCGGCGAGGCUGCGCCCACUGGUAGCCAAUGAGAGGGAGGCCAUGAUGGGCUACCCCAGGGGCUACACUUUAGCGGGCCCUGGGGCGCGCGAGUCAGGGUCAGGACCGUUGAGAAACAACCAGCUGAAGCCUGGGACCUUGAAGAGAUACGGCGACGCUGUCAAGCGCUUCUUUGCCUGGAUGGACCGAAUGUCACAUCCAGUGCCGCCUCACACGGGCGACUUCGAUGUUUUACUGUGCGAACACUUUGAGCAUUUGUGGCAGGAAGGCGAUGCCUUGGCCCUGGCCGGCGACGCUCUCAGCGGGCUGACCCACGAGGUUAAAAACCUGAAAGGCAGCUUGCGCGAGAGUUGGGGGGUGUUGGGAACUUGGCAGUCCCUCGAGCCUCCGAAUCGCGCGCCGCCGCUCUUGGACGAGGCGGUCUGCGCCAUGGCCGGUUGGGCACUAGGAGAGGGGAAUGUAGGUUUCGUUUUCUUCUGCUACACUGCCUACCAGUGCAUCUUGAGGACCGGCGAAGCUUUCGGCCUCAAG
Molecule: messenger RNA, 3552 nt
Organism: Prorocentrum cordatum
Lineage: Eukaryota; Dinophyceae; Prorocentrales; Prorocentraceae
Source: the annotation of a GenBank genome assembly